GUAAACCGAAUGCGGCGAGAUGCUUGUUCGGCUUUAUUUUCCAGUUUUCGGUGUUUGAGGAUUUAUUAUUUAUUGUUUUGUAAAAAGUUUUAAUCAUGAAGAUUGCCGUGCAAAAUGUUAUUUGGGUUUUGAUGUUUGCGGCUUAUAAUUAUUUGUGUUUGGCCAAAGAUUCCAUCACGAUUGCUGCACUUUUCGAUGAAAAAGAUAGCCAAGCGGAAAUGCCUGUGCGUAGCAUGGUGUAUGCCAAAAAUAUAAUAGAUCAAAAGUUUUUUUACAAAGUAUUUUCUCAUAACAUGGAGAAAGCUGAUAGUUUCGCCUGCAGCCAGUUGCUAUGUAAACUAGCUGGUUCAGAAAAAGGCAUCGCAGCUGUUUUUGGUCCAGCUUCGCCUACAUGCUCAGCCAUCAUUCAAUCAAUGACAUCAUUUUUCGAAAUACCACACAUCCAAACAAGUUGGAAACCUGCUGGCUCACCCCUGUCCUCAACAGUGGUAAACUUUUUUCCCGAAGCUGAUCUGUUCUCUCAAGGUCUUGCCGAAAUCGUUCGAAGCUUGCAGUGGGAAAAAUUCGUGAUUGUAUAUGAGACUGAAGAAGCGCUGAUUAAGCUUCAAGAAGUUUUGAAGCUACAGGAGUAUGAUGAGGAGAGUAAGAUUGGUAUAACGUUUAAGCAGCUUGGGUCAAAAGAAGAUUAUAGACCUUUGUUAAAAGAUAUAGAAACCUCAUCUAUAACAAGAGUUAUAUUAGAUUGUCAUCUCUCGAAGAUAAUACCAGUUUUACAGCAAGCACAAGAAGUCAAUAUGUUGGAGAUAUUCCAUAGCUUUUUCCUGACUCAUUUGGAUGCGCAUACAUUGGAUCUGACUUCCCUGAACAGUCGAGCUAAUAUUACAACAGUAAGACUAUUUGACACUCAAACCCACGCUUUUAAAGAUGCUAUAAAAAAUUGGGAAUUGAUGGAGUAUCAUCAAGGAAGAAGAAUAUCUUUAAAUCCAGCAUCGAUAUUGACUGAAAGUAUUCUAACCCAUGAUGCAAUACUGUUGUUCAUAGAUACGUUAAACGCAUUGCAACUUACUCAGUUUCACCACACAAAACCAAUAAUUUGCAACGAAACAGAAAAAUGGCCAGAUGGUUUCGCCAUAAGUAAUUUUAUGAGAAUUAAACAACCGUCUAAAGAAAGUCUUAGUGGUCCUCUAAAGUUUGACGAUUUUGGAAGAAGAAUCGAUUUCCAGAUAAAUUGUGUUGAUAUUUCACAAAACAAAACCAUCUCGAUAUGGAGUCCUUCAAAGGGGUUAAAUUUAAGCAGGAAUUCAGAGGAAAAUACUCAAAUGAUUAUUGAAAACUUGCAAAAGAGCGUUGUUAUAGUCGCUUCAAGAUUGGGAAGACCAUAUUUAGCAGAACGAAAGAAACAAUAUGAAGGUGAACAAUUAGUUGGAAAUGCUAGAUACGAGGGCUACGCUAUGGACCUUGUAGCUGGCAUAGCAGAAAUUCUAAACUUUACUUUUGAAUUUAAAAUAGUAAAGGACUAUGGUAAACCUGACCCAAUCACUAAAAAAUGGAAUGGAGUAAUUGGAGAAGUCAUAGAAAGAAGGGCUCAUUUGGCUAUUUGCGAUUUAACUAUAAACCAUAUGCGGAGGGAAGUGGUAGAUUUUAGUAUGCCUUUUAUGACAUUGGGAAUUAGUAUUCUACACAAAAAGCAAGCCAAAAAGGAAGUCAACAUGUUCGCCUUUUUGGAUCCUUUUUCGAUAUCAGUGUGGAUAUACACUGCCACAUUAUAUUUGGCUGUUUCAGUCAUUCUUUAUUUUGUUGCUAGAAUGGCUCCAGGAGAUUGGGAAAACCCACAUCCAUGUGAUGAAAAUCCAGAAGAGUUAGAAAACAUAUGGGAUAUAAAAAAUUGUCUUUGGUUGACCAUGGGAUCUAUAAUGACACAGGGUUGUGAUAUUCUACCAAAAGGUUUUUCUUCGAGAAUGGCCACAUCUAUGUGGUGGUUCUUCUCCUUGAUCAUGACGAGUUCCUACACAGCCAAUCUGGCAGCUUUUUUGACCAUGGAAAGAAUGGAGCCAGCGAUAGACAGUGCAGAGGCUCUAUCCAAACAAACCAAAAUCAAAUACGGCACCGUGAAUGGAGGUUCAACUCAGGCAUUCUUCAGGGAUUCGAACUAUUCGACGUAUCAACGUAUGUGGAUUUCUAUGGAUACGAAUAAGCCCAGUGUGUUUGAGGACAACAAUGAGGAUGGGGUUAAUAGAGUGUUGACUACCAAGAAUGGACUGUAUGCUUUUCUGAUGGAGUCCUCGCAGAUCGAGUAUUUUGUGCAGACGAAGUGCGAGUUGAAGCAAGUAGGAACUUGGUUGGAUUCUAAGGGUUAUGGGAUUGCUAUGCCAAUGAACUCCCCGUAUAGAAGUGAGAUAAAUAAAGCAGUAUUAAAGAUGCAGGAAGAAGGGAGAUUGCAGACUUUGAAAACCAAAUGGUGGAAAGAUAAAAGAGAUGAGCCUUCUUGUGAUGACAUAAACGGUGGAGGAGGCAACUCUUCAGAACUAGCCCUAGCAAAUGUGGGAGGUGUAUUUUUGGUAUUAGUGAUAGGAGUUGCUAUAGCAAUCGUAUUAGCCAUAAUGGAAUUUCUAUGGAAUGUCAGAAACUUGUCCGUUCAAGAACAUAUGAGCUACUGGGAAGCACUAAAAGUAGAAGUAAUAUUCGCUUGCAACAUAUGGGUGACGAAAAAACGAACAAAACCAGAAGUUUCAGAGUCUUCUUCGUCGAAAAGCAGUGAAAAUGGAGACAAUAAAAGUAUCGCGCACAGUAUUUUGCAUAACGCCGGUUCUAUAUUUAAUUUAAACAAACAUUCAAUUUUAAAUUUGAAUCAAGACAAAGAUUAAAGAAUACUUUUAUUGUUUCGAUAAAAUAGAAGUAGGUGGCAGUGCAUGCUAAGAUUUUUAUUUUAUAUAGUGACCAACUGUCAGACAAAAAAGAACCAAGUUGA
Molecule: messenger RNA, 2968 nt
Organism: Brassicogethes aeneus
Lineage: Eukaryota; Metazoa; Arthropoda; Insecta; Coleoptera; Nitidulidae
Source: the annotation of a GenBank genome assembly